This is a messenger RNA of Prorocentrum cordatum, 578 nucleotides long. NCBI's taxonomy places the organism in Eukaryota, Dinophyceae, Prorocentrales, Prorocentraceae. The record is from the annotation of a GenBank genome assembly.
GGCGCAUGCGGGCGCACGGGCUGGCCCCGGGCUGGACCGGGUCUGCGGCCUCCUCGCUCGACUCAAUCAACAGCGAGGUGGAGCCGGAGCCCUUCUGCAGCCUGUCCACGCGGGGGGGCGGCAUGUGCUGCGAGCCGCGAGGUGCGGACACCACGCACACAUGGAUCUAUGUCGGCGAGGGCCAGGGCAGAUUCGACAUGGUCAAGAGUUACAGCUACGUCGGCGACGGCUACGGUAGCUACGACGCCGAGGCCCACACAGUGUACCACUCCUGGCGGCUGCGUUGUUGCUCCAAGCUGUUGCUGGCAGCAGCAGUGCUGGCGCUGGUGGUGGCCAUUUGGGCAUCUGCUGAUUUCGGCCAGUCUCUAUUCCAGCCGAUUGCGGACAUGGCGGCAGACGCUCAGGCCGAGCUCGGCGGGCUGUGGGCCGGCCUCACGGAGGGCGCCUCUGCUGCCGAGGGGUCUACCCGUCGCUUGCGCUGGGGCGCGCGGCGCCGCCUGCGGCGACGCCUUUCGGCGGUAGCGCUGCGAGAAGCACCCCAGGCGCAAGAGGCGCUCAAAGAGAGCCGCUGGCCGUAG